AUAAGGUUUGCCUCCAGCAAGCUCGGAGUAGUACACACACAUCCAGGCAGAGGAAGGAGCCACAGACGCUCUCGGUGCCGGACAAGAAAAGUUAGAGACACUCGGCUCAUUCCACUAACAGACUGGAAGUCUGGAUAGCCUACUUUAGCAAAAGCUUUGUGAGCUAUUAGCACUCUGCACUGAACAGUCGACCAUCACUGGCUGAAAGAAGUAAGUCCUGAUUCCUGUCAAGAACGUGCGCGCUCAAAGUUUGGAAGUUUUCACGCAGAGAGGACGUUUGGAAACCAGUGUAUUUUUCAGUCAAGUAAUAAACCAGGAAGAAGAGAAAGGGGGGGGGGGGACGAAAAGUAGUUUUGUAGAAGACUUUUUUUUUAGCUACUUUGGUUUCUCUUCCAUGUAUACCAAGAUGGAAACUACUUUCUAUGACGACUCACUCAACGCUUUCUCCCAGCAAGACAACGCCGGCUACGGAUACAGCAACCCCAAAGUGCUGAAACACAACAUGACGCUGAACCUGAGCGAUCCGACGGGCACUCUGAAACCUCACCUCCGCGCCAAAGCCAGCGACAUCCUCACCUCUCCCGAUGUGGGCUUGCUGAAACUGGCUUCCCCGGAGCUGGAGCGGCUCAUCAUCCAGUCCAGCAACGGACUCAUCACCACCACGCCGACCCCGACUCAGUUCAUGUGUCCCAAGAAUGUUACGGACGAGCAGGAGGGCUUCGCUGAGGGGUUUGUCCGAGCCCUGGCUGAGCUUCACCACCAGCACAUGCCGGGCACAACUAAUGUGAGUGUCACCUCGGCUCCUCAGACCAGUGUCAACACUUCCCUGCCGCCUGUUUCAUCUGUUGCCGGUGCCACCGUUUACAACAACAACAACAACGCAGCCAUGCGCUCCGACUCGCCGGUUUAUGAGGACUUGAACACUUUUAACCCGGCCAUCAGCACCGUCUCGGCACCGAAUUACACCACCUCAGCCCCGACUAUGUCCUUCCCUGCUGCCCCGCCGCAGCUUCCCAUCUACGGGCAGACAUCCUCUGGCCAGCUCCACCGGCUCACGGCGCUCAAAGAGGAGCCCCAAACCGUGCCUGAGAUGCCGGGGGAGACGCCUCCUCUCUCCCCAAUCGACAUGGAGAACCAGGAGCGCAUCAAGGCCGAGAGAAAGCGGAUGAGGAACCGCAUCGCUGCCUCCAAGUGCCGGAAGAGGAAGCUGGAGCGCAUCUCGAGGCUGGAGGAUAAAGUGAAGAACCUCAAGUCCCAGAACUCGGAGCUCGCGUCCACUGCCAACAUGUUGCGCGAGCAGGUGGCCCAGCUGAAACAGAAGGUGAUGAACCACGUCAACAGCGGGUGCCAGCUCAUGUUAACGCAACAGCUCCAGACCUUCUGAGGUGGUGUCAGCGGCGGCGGAGAGACAAAAGACUGUAGUUGAAUGAAUGAAACCACGCGUCCUGUGAUAGUGAGUGGCUGUAUCUCCUGAAAUCGUGACGGGAUUUGGGAUGAUGUGGCGCGACACUGGCCACAGGACCUGGGGGGCCGCGCUAAAGUUCCAGAGUGCCACGCGCUACCUGGUGGCGCGUCCCAGAGAGGGGCUCGGGGAAAGUGACAGUAGCCAUGAACCAGAGAGGGCAUGCAAGCAGGAUACCUUUCUGUUUCGUGCUGGGUUUUUUUUUUACAGAGCUGGACAGGACUGAAAUUUUCUUGAUUUACACCCAGCUCUGCAU
Molecule: messenger RNA, 1718 nt
Organism: Sander lucioperca (pikeperch)
Lineage: Eukaryota; Metazoa; Chordata; Actinopteri; Perciformes; Percidae
Gene: jun
Product: Jun proto-oncogene, AP-1 transcription factor subunit
Exons: 1
Coding region: 395-1384 (329 amino acids)
Biological process (GO): regulation of cell population proliferation; regulation of cell cycle; regulation of transcription by RNA polymerase II
Cellular component (GO): transcription regulator complex
Molecular function (GO): RNA polymerase II cis-regulatory region sequence-specific DNA binding; DNA-binding transcription factor activity, RNA polymerase II-specific; transcription factor binding
Source: RefSeq, a predicted model, not a curated record